GGAGCUCGGGCACGAGCGCGGGGACCGGCACCGCCGGAGCAGCGGGGUAGCACUCGCUGGCUGGCUUGCUGCUGUCGCUGCGCUGCGCCGCCAGGCUCCUGCUAGCCGGUGAAUGGGGGUGUUCGGCUGAGCCCCGGGAUCCGCGUCCCUCCACUAGGACCCACACAGGGAAACGGAGCUUGACAGUUGCAGUCAUCCCACUGUGGUGCCAGGAUGGAGGCCCCGCUGGUGAGUCUAGACGAAGAGUUUGAGGAUCUGAGGCCCUCUUGCUCCGAGGACCCAGAGGAAAAGCCGCAGUCUUUUUACGGCUCAUCUCCUCACCACCUGGAGGACCCUUCCCUCUCUGAGCUUGAGAAUUUUUCUUCCGAAAUAAUCAGCUUCAAGUCCAUGGAGGACCUGGUGAAUGAAUUUGACGAAAAGCUCAAUGUCUGCUUUCGGAACUACAAUGCCAAGACUGAGAACCUGGCUCCGGUGAAGAACCAGUUGCAGAUGCAGGAGGAGGAGGAGACUCUUCGGGAUGAGGAGCACAUACAUGUCAUCAUGCAUGUGUGGAGACCAGAGGACAACUGUCCACCUUCUACCAGGGUUUGGGAUGCUCUGACAGACAAUUACAUCCCUUCACUCUCAGAAGACUGGAGGGACCCAAACAUUGAGGCUCUGAAUGGCAACAGCUCUGACACUGAGAUCCAUGAGAAGGAAGAAGAAGAGUUCAACGAGAAGAGUGAGAAUGACUCUGGCAUCAAUGAAGAGCCUCUACUCACAGCUGAUCAGGUGAUUGAGGAGAUUGAAGAAAUGAUGCAGAACUCCCCAGAUCCCGAAGAGGAAGAGGAGGUGCUGGAAGAGGAGGAUGGAGGAGACAUCUCAUCCCAGGCAGACUCAGUCCUGUUGCAAGAGAUGCAGGCCUUGACACAGACCUUCAACAAUAACUGGUCCUAUGAAGGGCUGAGGCACAUGUCUGGGCCUGAGCUGACAGAGCUGCUGGAUCAGGUAGAGGGUGCCAUCCGGGACCUCUCUGAGGAACUGGUCCACCAGCUGGCCCGCAGAGACGAGCUGGAGUUUGAGAAGGAAGUGAAGAACUCCUUCAUCACGGUGCUCAUUGAGGUUCAGAACAAGCAGAAGGAGCAACGGGAACUGAUGAAGAAGAGACGGAAAGAGAAGGGAUUGAGCCUGCAGAGCAGCCGAAUAGAAAAGGGAAACCAGAUGCCUCUCAAGCGUUUCAGCAUGGAAGGCAUCUCCAACAUUCUGCAGAGUGGCAUCCGCCAGACCUUUGGCUCCUCUGGAGCCGACCGACAGUACCUGAACACGGUCAUCCCUUAUGAGAAGAAAUCCUCUCCUCCUUCCGUGGAAGAUCUGCAGAUGUUGACAAACAUUCUCUUCGCCAUGAAGGAGGAUAAUGAGAAGGUGCCUACUUUGCUAACGGACUACAUUUUAAAAGUGCUCUGUCCCACCUAACCUCACCUGGGGAGCAGCCUCACUGCAGGAGGUCACUGAGCAAGAACGUCAUUCCAUCACUGGGAUUGCAUGACACCAUGUAACCUCCGGCGUGUAUUUAAACGUGUAUAGCUUAACCUGGAUUAAACAUGAGCAACCAUGCGGGGGGUCCUUUGCUGUUGGCUUCUAGUGCUAGUAAUCUUUGGAUGCAUGAUCGGGCGCAGGGCCGGUGAUGCUCCUUCCUCACCGCCUGUGUUGGGGAAAGCAGGUGCCCUCACCACUCAUUACGUAGUCGGGCUCCAGCCCUCAGCCCAGCUUAUACUCUAAGACUAAUUUUGAAAUAAACCUUCAUUUAAUUAAUA
Myodes glareolus (Bank vole) is the source of this 1793-nucleotide messenger RNA. It is a transcript of the gene Fez1, whose product is annotated as fasciculation and elongation protein zeta 1. Lineage: Eukaryota; Metazoa; Chordata; Mammalia; Rodentia; Cricetidae. Gene Ontology annotation, cellular component: cytoplasm; axon. The record is from RefSeq and is a predicted model, not a curated record.